This is a messenger RNA of Ilyonectria robusta, 375 nucleotides long. RefSeq names its product ankyrin repeat-containing domain protein. Gene Ontology annotation, molecular function: protein binding. NCBI's taxonomy places the organism in Eukaryota, Fungi, Ascomycota, Sordariomycetes, Hypocreales, Nectriaceae. The transcript has a single exon. Gene Ontology annotation, biological process: regulation of gene expression. Gene Ontology annotation, cellular component: nucleus. The annotation marks the transcript as partial. The record is from RefSeq and is a predicted model, not a curated record.
AUGGGCCGGACGCCGCUCUGGGUGGCGGCACAGUCCGGAUACACUGCCGCCGUCAAGCUGCUGCUCGCAUCAGAGCGAGCUGACCCAGACUCCAAGGACGCAAAAGGACGAACGCCGUUAUCAUGGGCGGCACAGUAUGGGGGUAUUUCUAUGGUUGAGCUGCUGCUGGCGCAAGACGGGGUCGACCCGAACACCACUGAUCAGGAUGGCCGGACACCGCUGUCAUGGCAAGCAGAGCGCGGUCGCGCAGAGGCAGUUUCUCUACUGCUAGCAACGAACAAGGUCGACAUAGACGUCAAAGAUUCUUGCGGACGAACACCGCUGUCCUUCGCACAAGAGAAGGGGCACAAGGCGGUUGUGAAACUGCUGCUCGAG